Molecule: messenger RNA, 1326 nt
Organism: Linum tenue
Lineage: Eukaryota; Viridiplantae; Streptophyta; Magnoliopsida; Malpighiales; Linaceae
Source: the annotation of a GenBank genome assembly
AUGACGGCGAUCAACAAACUGGGCGACGACCUCCUCGUCGAAAUCCUCAUCCGCAGCUUCCCAAACCCUAAACCCGCCUGCCGCUCCAAGCUCGUCUGCAAGCGGUGGCGCUCUCUCAUCUCCCAUCCCGUCAUCUUCAACCGCCGCUUCGUCGCCCACCACAAGACCUCAAACGAAGCAUCACCGCCGCCAUUCAUCGUCACGCCAUCUCCCCCCUCAACGACUUUCCGCCACCACUACCCUUCCCUCACCUUCCUCCCCGUGCCCGACCAACUCGGCCCGCAUUUCAGAGUCUGGGAUUCCUUCAACGACUUGCUUCUAUGCGGGUUUUGGGGCGACGGAAUUGACAAAGCAAGAGGAUUGUUGGGGAGAUUUUACUUGGUCUGCAAUCCGUUUACGAAGCAAUGGGUCGCCCUUCCUCUGGCCCCCGAGAGGCCAUUUGGUGGGACGGAUACGUUCGUCGCUUGGCUAGCUUGCGAACCCGUUAACUCUACCACUCUUGAUCUAGGAGGAGGGGAUCGUCGUGGUCUUCGAUCUCAUUAUUUCGAGUAUCGCUUUCGAGUGGUAUGCAUGUAUCUACAACAACACAGAGAAAUGAGAGCGGACGUGUUUUGUUCCGAGUCGGGAGAGUGGACCACCCUACUUCCUCCUCCUCCAACGAUGGCGGCGAUCAACAAACUGGGAGACGAUCUCCUCGUCGAGAUUCUCAUCCGCAGCUUCCCAAACCCUAGACCCGCCUGCCGCUGCAAGCUCGUCUGCAAGCAUUGGAACUCUCUGAUCUCCGAUCCCAUCAUCUUCAACAGCCGCUUCGUCUCUCACCACAAGAGCAUCAACGAAGGUUCAACACCGCCAUUGAUUGUCACGCCAUCUCCCCCUUCAUCAACGUUCCGCCAGCACUUCCCCUCCCUCAGCUUCCUCCCCGUCCCCGACGAACUCGGACCGGAUUUCAGGAUCUUGGAUUCCUUCAAGGACUUGCUUCUGUGCGGGUUUGGGGGCGAUGGCGUCAGCGUAAGGAAAGGAUUGGGGAGGUCUUACUUGGUCUGCAAUCCGUUCACAAAGCAAUGGAUCGCCCUUCCUCUGGCUCCUGAGAGGCCAAGUAUGAUGAAUGCUUUCCUCGCUCGGUUAGCUUGUGAACCUGUUAAUACUACUAGCCUUGAACCAGAAGACGGUGGUGGUGGAGGAGGAGAUGAUUCUCAUUCUUAUUCUGAGUAUCGCUUCCGAGUGCUGUGCAUGCAUCUAGUGCACGCGGAUUCUGUAGCAGACGUGUUUUGUUCGGAGUCGGGAGAGUGGACCAGGAAUGCUCUUGUUCGGAACACGAGUAGUUCG